Solanum lycopersicum (tomato) is the source of this 2768-nucleotide messenger RNA. RefSeq lists its product as uncharacterized. The record is from RefSeq and is a predicted model, not a curated record. Gene Ontology annotation, molecular function: sphingomyelin phosphodiesterase D activity. Lineage: Eukaryota; Viridiplantae; Streptophyta; Magnoliopsida; Solanales; Solanaceae.
CCCACAAAUCCUCUUCUUCUCCUCUUGUUUUGUCCCAUAUAAAAGGCGCCAUUUGCACUCCCCAUCCCCAUCGUUUAAAAACCCCUAAACCCUCAAAUCUCUCUUCACUCAAAGCUCCUUUUACAUUGUCAUGCGAAAAUGAUUUCUCGUGGCUACGCAACGGAUACUCAGUCGAAAUCCUCCGAUAUCGCCGCCACCAUACUCGCCGCCUCGUCGCCGCUGCAGAUCCUCGCUGCGUGCGAUGCCGUUGAGUCGUUUCUACACAAGCUUACAGCUGACCAGACCCGAUGGUUCUUCUCCAUCACUUUCCCAACCCUAAUAUGUAAAAUUUUCGGGUUCGAUGAAUCGUCUUCUGCUUCAGCUGCUGUCAAGUCUAUGUCUCCUUCUGGAUGGAUAGAUAUCGCCACUUUAUCCAAUGAUACUCAGCUCGCAGGCAGAAUUUUCAGCUUAUUAUCGCCCACUGGUGUGUUGCUAUCUUCUAUUGUGGCUGCGGAUGGGCUGUCUCUGGUUAAAUAUGUAUUUCCUGUAGAAAGGUUACCCGAAUGGGUUCGUCAUAUGCUUCAAAAUGAAAGGGAUUCUUUGGUUUUGUCUGACUUAUGCCCGUUAUUCAAGAAUAGGUUGAAGGAGGACUCAGUUAAGGGUUCUUCAUUUCAGGUUCAGUUGAAUGUGUUUGAAUAUUACAUGUUCUGGUUUGUCUAUUACCCUGUUUGUCGAGGUAACAGUGAGGGCCCUCAAACUGUAAGUGUUAGAAGAAGCAGAAGGUUUAGAUUGGAGAAUUGGGCUUAUUCGAUUCCAGGUUUAUCAAGUACCAAACGUGGGAUGGAGCAGAAGAAUGAGGGCGAUUUGUAUAUGCGUCUCUUGUAUGCAUAUCUCCGUGCAUAUGUGCCUGUAGCUGAUAUGAAGGCACAUCAACCAUAUAGGAGCUCACUGCUUCACUACUCUUUUUCCUAUGAGACUCCAAUUGUUGAAAAAGCAGAGUUCAUGGUUAACACUCUCAUAUAUUUUUGGUUAGUUGAUAAUGAUUUCUCACCAUUGCCUGUAAACUUGUGCAAAUCAUUUGGCGUGACAUUCCCUUUCCGGUCAGUACUGGGUGAGAUUCCUCCUACUUCAGGAUUAGGUGAAGUAGUAAAUGUGUGUGUCAAAUAUCUGAAUCUAAGUUCGAUUGCAUCAAGUGAUAAAACUGACCAGGUUGACUACACUGAAAGUCCUAAGUGGAAAGUUGGGGGGACAUUCGGUGCUUCUCAGUCAAGAAAUGCUGUUCCCGUCAUGGAUUCUGGUAAUUCUUGGAACUCGUGGAUUCAGAGGCCAUUGUACAGAUUUAUAUUGAGGACAUUCCUGUAUUGUCCAAUGGAAAGUUCUAUUAAGAAUGCAUCUCAGGUGUUCACCUUGUGGGUUAGUUACCUGGAGCCCUGGUCUAUUUCUAUGGAAGAAUUUGUAGAACUUGAUGCGGAUCUGGGGAAGUCUAAUAGAGGUACAUUAAAGGAGGUUACCCCAUCAACGCCACAAGGUUAUACCUCUUCUUGGCAAGUUUUUGUAUUAGCUAACUACUUAUACUACAGCGCUUUGGUCAUGCAUUUUAUUGGUUUUGCCCACAAGUUUCUUCACACAGAUCCAGAAGUGAUAGUCAAGAUGGUUUCAAAGGUGAUAACAAUACUAACAUCAUCUGCAGAACUGAUGGACCUCAUAAAAAAUGUGGAUAUUGUAUUCCAUUCGAAACCAGCUGGAUCAUCUAAAUCAAUGCUCAAUGCUUUGCAUAGAUAUGUUCCUGCUAUUCGUGAGCAAUUACAGGACUGGGAGGAUGGCCUAUCUGAGACUGAUGCUGAUGGUUCUUUUUUGCACGAGAACUGGAACAAAGAUUUACGACUCUUCAGUGAUGGUGAAGAUGGUGGACAAAAGUUGCUUCAGCUGUUUGUAUUGCGAGCAGAAUCUGAACUGCAAUCAAUUGGCGGAGAAAAUCUUUCUCCAAACCUCCAGCGUUUGGAUAGAAUGAAAUCGGAGCUGUGCCAGUUGUUUGGUGGCCCUAUUAUGAAGUCCAUGACUACUCCAGAGACUGUACAAUUUGAGUACCUGCGGGAUGAAAUCUUUAAACCCAGGAGUUUUACAAAUAGAGCAAUGAUCGAUAUUAAAUACAAGGGUGAUUGGAUGAAGCGGCCCAUCUCAGAUGAUGAAAUUGGGUGGCUGGCAAAGGUGCUUGUUAAGCUAUCAGGCUGGUUGAACGAGAGUCUUGGGUUGAACCAAGUCGAGAGCAGCCAAGAGAGUCCUGUUUGGUCAUAUGUUGAUGUGUCCAGUGAUGCAAGGAGUGUCUGUGGACCCAUGGAAAUGAUCAAAGUUGUGUUGUGCUCUUUCAUUUCCUGGCUUCUUAUGUUACGUGGAGCUGGUGUGCGGUUCAUGAGAGAGCAUGGCAUCAGGGUGAAUCUCAGGAUCUUAGCAUCAAAGAAGGUGGUAGUGGUGUUGCUUGUCAUUGCUGCUUUUAGUCUACUCAGGAGAGCUUUUCUCGGAGUUGGGUAAUGUUUACAUGGGAGAUCAAGCAAACAUAACAGAAUGAAGAACACAAAGAUAGGUCUAGGACUGAACCAAGAAAGAACAGAAAUACUCGGUGAGUGAGAGAGAGAGAGUAAAAAGAAAGGAAACAAAGAAAAAGCCUGCUUGCUUGCAAGGUUUCGUUUUGUUUUGUUUGUAAAUGGACUUAUAGAGUUUAUAUAGCAACUUGUUUGUUUGUAGGCCUUCAGUCCUUCCACUUGUUAUAGAUAUUGUUCUUGCUCCUCCUA